Molecule: messenger RNA, 582 nt
Organism: Heteronotia binoei (common prickly gecko)
Lineage: Eukaryota; Metazoa; Chordata; Lepidosauria; Squamata; Gekkonidae
Product: zinc finger protein 197-like
Exons: 2
Coding region: 1-582 (193 amino acids)
Biological process (GO): regulation of DNA-templated transcription
Source: RefSeq, a predicted model, not a curated record
AUGGUGAUGGAUGAGAAAGCAUCAGGACAGAAGGGUGUGAGCCAGGCAGAAUGUCCCCCUUGUGUCAUAGGAGAUGCUGGCAGUCUGAACACAGGAAAGACAACGGUAGACAUCACCGUUCUCCCAAGGGCAGCUGUUGAAACAGAGAUGCAACGGCAGCGCUUCCGGCAGUUCCGCUUCCAUGAGGCCAAAGGGCCACAGACGGCUUACGCCCAGCUCCGUAACCUCUGCCACGCGUGGCUGAAACCCGAGGAAUGUACCAAGGAGGAGAUCUUGGACCUGUUGAUCCUGGAGCACUUCCUGGCGGUCCUUCCAGGAGAAAUGCAGAGCUGGGUCAGGGAAUACGAGCCAGAAACCUGCACCCAAGCUGUGGCCGCUGCAGAGGAUUUCAUGAUGGUUCUAGGGCAACGGGGGCGAGUCACCUUUGAGGAGGUAGCUGUGUGCUUCACUGAGGAGGAGUGGGCCCUGCUGGAUCAGGACCAAAGAGCUCUACACUUGGAAGUCACGCAGGAGAACUAUACAAACGUUGCGUAUUUGGGUAAGAACCCCUUCCUCCCCGGUGAUGAUAUGGGAAACAUUUAA